AUGGAAUCUGCUCCUUUCACUGGUCUCUUGAGCUGCCCUCAGGAAAUCAUCGGUGCUAUCCUCGCUGAGCUUCAACCAAACCGUGCAAGCAUUGCGGCUCUCGCCCGUGAGCCCUUGGAUAGCAAACUACUCGAUUCCGUCCUCUCUUACUCAAAUCUCGAAAAUCUCACUUUCGCCGAAUAUUUGAUCAAAGCAAAUCCGCUAAACCGACUCAAAUAUAGCCUGACUCAUUCUACACCAUUGAAAAAUCUCUGGCUGUUGAACUGCUGUAUUGGCGCAACCAGUCUCGCGGAGAUUAUGAAAUAUCCGCGCGCGUUGAAGCCUAUCACUUUCAAAGACGAGUAUCGGAUAUUCAAACUCAACAGCUACGAAAAUCAAACCGCACAGGAGUAUGUGAAAGCGAUUGGGCUCCAGGCCUCCUCGCUUGAGAGCCUGGAUUUGGACGUUCCCUUUUCACGGCCGAAAGGCACCAACCUUGCUUCAUUAUCGCUUCUGCGAGAUCUCACCAUCUCACCAAGCCAUUUGGCAAUCGACCCUGAUAAUGGCGACCAUCUCGACUACAGCUUAAUGCCCAUGGUUGUGCUUUUACCACGAAGUCUCGAGCGUCUCACAUUCCGAUAUUUACAAUCCGACCAUUAUGACCAUAACCGCCUUCAAAGGAAUCCCCAUCUUGAGGAGUAUUUCUAUCUUCCUUACGUUUACCGGCUUGUUUCUGGGGGUAAGCUUCCUCGUCUCUCACGAUUUACGUGUGUCGUUACUCCUCCUCUAACUGUUGAUGGUGAUGUAACUCGAAACUUCACCCAGGCGUUUGAUGAGUUGGGAGUUCAGUUUAUGAUAUCGAAAAUCGAUAACCCAAUUACAAUGCCAGAGAUCGAGGAGUGCAAGCAGCUAUGCCAGUUGUCCAACUCAUGGUAG
This is a messenger RNA of Penicillium vulpinum, 915 nucleotides long. RefSeq lists its product as uncharacterized. The record is from RefSeq and is a predicted model, not a curated record. Bases 1 to 915 code for a protein of 304 amino acids. NCBI's taxonomy places the organism in Eukaryota, Fungi, Ascomycota, Eurotiomycetes, Eurotiales, Aspergillaceae. The transcript is spliced from 2 exons.